Messenger RNA from Peniophora sp. CBMAI 1063, 167 nucleotides. The record is from the annotation of a GenBank genome assembly. NCBI's taxonomy places the organism in Eukaryota, Fungi, Basidiomycota, Agaricomycetes, Russulales, Peniophoraceae.
GUCAGAUCCAGGUAGAACACGCGCGAGAGACAGUGCGGUGCGAGCAAGGCAACUCCGGCGCGCGCGGCCCGAGCAUUCCCACGCUGCGACUCGCCCCGCCUGAGGCAGAGCUCAUCGCGCCAGACGACCUCCAGCACGCUCGCCCGCUCCCCAGAUCUCAAAACUAA